Molecule: messenger RNA, 296 nt
Organism: Entrophospora sp. SA101
Lineage: Eukaryota; Fungi; Glomeromycota; Glomeromycetes; Entrophosporales; Entrophosporaceae
Source: the annotation of a GenBank genome assembly
CAAACUCAUCGGGAAAAGUGGUUAAAAGAUAUUGAUUUAGCAAAUAAAGACGAAAAACUUAAAAGAGGAGAAAUUUGGUUAGUAAGAUUUAAAAAAAAGAAAAGUCUUGGCACCGAAAUUUGGAAAGACCGUCCUGCUCUAAUCAUUUCGGCUGAUUGGCAAAAUGCCAAAAACGGAAAAAUUAUGACUGACCAGGUUCAUAGUUUUGACAAGAAAAAAAGAUUAGUUAGGAAAUUAGGAAUUUUGCCAGAGGAAACAUUAAAGAAAGUGGAAGAAACUUUGCAAGAAUUAUUAGA